Molecule: messenger RNA, 3053 nt
Organism: Esox lucius (northern pike)
Lineage: Eukaryota; Metazoa; Chordata; Actinopteri; Esociformes; Esocidae
Gene: ucp1
Product: uncoupling protein 1
Exons: 7
Coding region: 173-1102 (309 amino acids)
Biological process (GO): mitochondrial transport; mitochondrial transmembrane transport; adaptive thermogenesis
Cellular component (GO): mitochondrial membrane
Molecular function (GO): oxidative phosphorylation uncoupler activity
Source: RefSeq, a predicted model, not a curated record
AAAUAUAUAAAUACAAUGACAGAGAUGCACAGACACUUUUCAGUUUGUUCAGGUACUUUUUUUCAGAGGUUCCCUGGGAUUAAUACCUGGCCUUUGACAUCCAGACGUGAACCGAUUUUACUAGUCAAAGAAGGAACUGAAUCCACUGGAUUAUUUUCAAUAACCAAGGACCAUGGUGGGAAUGAAACCCUCCGAUACACCCCCUACACUUGGGGUGAAGUUCCUGAGUGCUGGGACAGCGGCUUGCAUCGCUGACCUCAUCACCUUUCCUCUGGACACAGCCAAAGUCAGACUGCAGAUUCAGGGAGAGAAAGUGGCGUCGGAGGCCACCAAGGGCAUCCGCUACCGGGGGGUGUUUGGGACAAUCAGUACCAUGAUCCGGACGGAGGGGCCCAGGGCGCUGUACAACGGUCUGGUGGCGGGCCUGCAGAGACAGAUGUGCUUCGCCUCCAUCCGAAUUGGCUUCUACGACAACGUCAAGAACUUUUACUCUGGCGGAGUGGACACUGCAAAUGUGGGUAUACGUAUUCUGGCCGGCUGCACCACGGGGGCCAUGGCCGUGUCGUUCGCCCAGCCCACAGAUGUGGUUAAGGUUCGCUUCCAGGCCCAGGUCAACCUAACCGGGGUGGCUCGCCGCUACACUGGAACCAUGCAGGCCUACAAACAGAUAUUUAACCACGAGGGAAUCCGUGGGCUCUGGAAAGGCUGUUUACCCAACAUCACCAGGAACGCACUGGUCAACUGCACAGAGCUGGUGACCUAUGACCUCAUCAAGGAGGCUAUUCUCAGGCACAACCUGUUGUCAGAUAACCUCCCGUGCCAUUUCACGUCGGCGUUCGGCGCCGGGUUUGUUACAACGUGCAUCGCCUCUCCGGUGGAUGUGGUGAAGACGCGGUACAUGAACUCCCCACCGGGCCAGUACAAGAGUGCCAUCAACUGUGCCUGGGUCAUGGCCACCAAAGAGGGUCCUACGGCCUUCUAUAAAGGCUUUGUGCCCUCGUUUCUGAGGCUGGGCUCCUGGAACGUUGUGAUGUUUGUGUCUUUUGAGCAGCUCAAGAGACUGAUGAUGUUAGGAAAGAAGAAGAUUGAAGAGAGAAGUUAAUUUUGUUUCCAGCAGCAAUGAAGAGCACUUUGCAAUGGAUUUAACAAAACUCACAAACCUGAAUGGGACCCAGACAAUACUGGACAAUCUUUAGGGGAUUCUCCAAAUUUAAACUGAAAUUUUAUUUGUUCUGCAAAUACCUUGGGCGAAAAAACUUUGGGGAAUGAUUUUUGAAUGCAUACAUUAGUGAUAUCAUUAUUUCCCCCCACAGUUUCAAUGUAAAACUGUGGGGGACCGUUUCUGGUGAGUGUGCUGUUCACACUGCUGCAGUACAACAGACUACCAGCAUCCACAGCAAUUAUCAUGUUAAAUCAUGAGGUUCCCAUUGGUUUGACUGGAAGAAUAUUUAAUUAGGAAUCCUUUGUUAAAAAAGGAGUAAUGAAAAGUGCAUUUAAGGUCCAUCGACACUGCAUUUGGCUUAUUGCACUGAAUGUUUUCUUAACCUGAAUUUAGCUUUUACUCCGCGAUGUGGCUUAUUGCUCUGAACACCAAGUAUGAGAAAAGGACUUUCCUGGGUGAAUAUAUUUUCUCUCCCUAGUGUUAUUUAUUUUGACCUUGCUGUCCACUUUGGCCCAGAUGUCUCAACCAAGUCCUCACAGACCACUAACAGUUGCAUAAAAUGGUGCUCCAUAAUUAUUGGGACGGUAGGCAUUUUGUCGUUAGUUUUUUUUUGGCUCUAUCCUCAUAAACUGACAAUUGGCUUCACCACUGAGAAAUGACCACACGUUGGGCCGGUUUUGUCAGACACAGAUUAAGACUUGUCUUGGACAACAACCAAAAAAAGUUUCAAUGAAGAUUCCCGAUUGAGCAAAAUUUUCUUUUGGCGAGGACUAUGCAUUUUCUGUGAAACCAGCCCUACGCACGCACUGUCCUCUUGUUUCAGGGCGGCCGACGUAUUGGGAAAUUUGCUGGACAGGUAUUGUUGGUUAGCCAGGUGUGUUCCGUCACACAAUUUGUGUAGAGACGGCUGUCGAUGUCUAGUCUUCACUCUAGGACGCAUGAAACUCCUGCAGUGUCUGAUGAGGUGAGGAUCAAAGAGGUAUCAGUACUAUUUAAGGAGCCAUUAUAACAAUCAUAAAUAACCACUCAGAACAUAGCCAAAAUCUAAGGCAUCCCAACAACAGUGGGCAAGGUCAUGAAAAGAAACUGACUGGAACAUUCUCCAGAAGGUAGGCGUGGACCAGCAGAAUAACAAUGGUUACAAUACAAGGUGCAAACCAUUAGUAGGCCUCAAAAACAGGACGGCCAGGUUACAGUUUGCUAAAAAUGACCAUGAAUCCUGUGGAGAUCAUGAAAAGGACCUUUUUGACGGAUGAGACAAAGAUUAACGCGUUAGAAUGAUGACAGGAGGUAGAGAGAUAAAGGGAAAUGUCAGAGAGCCACAGCGUACCACCUCAUCUCCAAAUCAUGGUGGAGAGAGGGUUAUGGACAAGCAUGGCUGCCACUAGAACAACUGGCUCACUUGUCUUCAUUGAUAAUGCAACUGCCAAUAGCCGCAGCACAAUUAAUUGUAUAGAAACAUCUUUAUUACAGAAUAAACUCAGGACACAAGACUGUGACCCUGAGAUAUACUGCCAUGCUUGCAAGAGCAUAUUUGAGGCCAAUUGGGAAGUUCUUGGUUGGGCAAGUCAAUCUCCUGAUUUAAAUCCAACUGAACGUACCUUUCAUUUGCUGAAAAUGAGGCCAAAAUACCUCCCAACAACUGAAGAUGGCUGCCGUACAGGCCAGGUGAAGAAUCACCUGAGAAAAUACUCAGCUUUUAGGGGGUCUUCAGGCUAUUACCUCAUACUAAGGAUAGCUACCAAAUAAAUACUUUGCAGGUUGUACAUCUGGACAUUAAUCUGUGCCAAUACUUUUGGUGCCCUAAAAUAGUGGAGUGUUGUCAUUUGUAUAAUGUGAAACCAGUAUGUACAAAAAUACCUUCAAAUAAAAGCUAGAAUCUAUGCUCUAA